Messenger RNA from Lepisosteus oculatus (spotted gar), 1079 nucleotides. It is a transcript of the gene c24h9orf78, whose product is annotated as chromosome 24 C9orf78 homolog. Gene Ontology annotation, cellular component: spliceosomal complex. Lineage: Eukaryota; Metazoa; Chordata; Actinopteri; Semionotiformes; Lepisosteidae. The record is from RefSeq and is a predicted model, not a curated record. Gene Ontology annotation, biological process: mRNA splicing, via spliceosome.
AUAGUGACGUAACAUCCUCUUGGAAGUCGCUGGAAUUGUGGGUCGUAGAAUCGUGAAAACAGGGAACACAUGUACGCACGUAUUUUUUGUUGAUUUUUUUUAACAAAACAGAAGACGAAUAUGCCUUCCAAUAAAAACUUUAGAAGGAAGAGAGAUGAUUCUGACGACGAGGAGGACGAGGAGACAACAACAGAAGUCAGAUCUAAACUUGAUGAAGCAAAGGAAAUUCAGAGUCUUAGAAAAAGACAGAGUGGCGUGAGCAUUACAGCCUUACUGGUGGGUGAAAAAUUGCCACCUGAAUCGGAGAUCGAGGAUGAUCCCUUUAAAUUGAAGACAGGGGGAGUUGUGGAUAUGAAGAAAAUCAAAGACAGGAACAGAGACAUGACGGAAGACGAGACCGAUUUGAAUCUGGGAACGUCAUUCUCAGCAGAGACAAAUCGUCGUGAUGAAGAUGCUGACAUGAUGAAGUACAUUGAGACAGAACUUAAGAAGAAGAAGGGACUGGUAGAGGCAGAGGAGCAAAAGGUGAAGGCGAAGAACGCAGAGGAUCUUCUGUAUGAGUUGCCAGAGAAUAUCCGAGUCUCAUCCGCCAAGAAAACAGAAGAAAUGCUUUCCAACCAGAUGCUGAGUGGCAUUCCGGAAGUCGACCUUGGAAUUGAUGCCAAGAUAAAGAACAUCAUUAGCACCGAAGACGCCAAGGCCAAGCUCAUAGCGGAGCAACGCAACAAGAAGAAGGACAGCAGCACUUCCUUUGUACCUACAAACAUAGCAGUGAACUAUGUUCAACACAAUCGCUUCUACCAUGAAGAUGUGAAUGCACCAGCAAAAAGACACAGAGAGGAGCCCAAAGCUCGGCCACUUCGAGUGGGGGACACUGAGAAACCUGAACCAGAAAAAACGCCUCCUAAUCGCAAGAGACCAGCCAAUGAGAAGGCCACAGACGACUACCAUUAUGAGAAGUUUAAAAAGAUGAACAGGAGAUAUUGAACUGAUUUGUCUGAGGAUAUCUAUGACUGUCCAGGUCUUUUUCCAAUUUCCUAUAACAUUGUACUGCAUUAAAAUAUCUCUUUGUUAUUAUA